GGAGCUGGGAGCCGGGGGUGAGGCGGGUUAACGUGUGCCUGCCCGACCCCUGCCCGGUCCCGGCCCUGGCUCCCUCCCGAGCAGCCGGGGGUCGCCCUUCACUAAGAGGUUUCGGCUUAGCUGUCCGCCUUGGCGAAGGGGAUGUGGCAGGUCAAGGGGAAAAACCCACCGUGGUUCGUGUCACGGUCUUAAAACAAAAACCCGAGUGGACUUCUGGGGUUGGUUUGCGUUGGACUGAAACUUGAGACACUUGGAAAUUGUGAGAAGCAGUGACAAAAAUGCUGAGCUUCUUCCGUAGAACACUUGGGCGUCGCUCAAUGCGUAAACAUGCGGAGAAGGAACGACUCCGAGAAGCUCAACGAGCUGCCACACACAUUCCUGCAGCUGGGGACUCUAAGUCCAUCAUCACAUGUCGGGUGUCUCUUCUGGAUGGUACUGAUGUUAGUGUGGACUUGCCGAAAAAAGCCAAAGGACAAGAGCUCUUUGAUCAGAUAAUGUACCAUUUGGACCUUAUUGAAAGUGACUAUUUUGGACUGAGAUUUAUGGAUUCUGCACAAGUAGCUGUGAGUAGCUGUUUUUUGGAGGUUCCAGUGUGGGAGCAGAAAUGGAAAAUUUCAGAUGACGUGCUAAUUGCUGCAAGGCUACAUAUUCUUACUGCAUUCUCUUUUUCUUCUGAUUUUCUUAUUGUGGUCUGAAGCUCUGACCCCUUCAAAACAACCUGAAGUGCUUGUUAAAAAAAUGUGAGUCCUGGUCCUAACCCAUAUUACUAGAGUAUGAUCUUUGCAGUUGAGGCUAGGAAAUCUGUCUUUUUAAUGACCACUGGUUUGGUUGUUGGGCAUACUAAAGUUUGAGAACCACUGUGUAUAAUGGAAAGGGUGCUAAAAUGGGAGUUUUGUGGGUUUGUGCAUAAGUGAUAGAAGUUACUGAUUUGCAAAUAAGGUGAGUAGACUAGGUUAUCGUCAAGAUCCUUCCUGAUCUGUGAUUCUAUAAAUAUUCUUUGACCAUGUGCAUUUCAGAUGAGAGAAAUAUGUAUGUGAUACGGUAGGAAGUUGGAGGCUUUUCAAAGAUCUGAAUACUAUACUAGGAUUUGACUGGAGGGUGUUUGAGAGAAAGUAGUAGAUGAUAAGAUUGGAAGGUAGAUUAGUGGCUAUAUCAUACGAACUGAAUACCAAAAUUAUUAAAUAAUAUAUGGGCAAUAUUUAUUCUCUGAUAAUUGAGAUUAGGGGUUUUUUGAGCAGGGAGGUUAUAUUUUGCUUCAGGAAGUAUUAUAUAGGAGUAUUGUAUAGGAUUAUUUGGAAUGGGCAGAGAUUGAAAUCAGAAAGAGUCAUUGCAAAUACUGGGGAUAAAAGUAAUGUUAAGGCCUGGAAUAGGAUAGUUACAGUAGCAGAGGGGGAUAAGGACAUCAAGACAUUAAGCUUUGUGUUUUGGAAGUCUGUGAUGGAGGAAUGUGUAUGUAUGUGUAUGUGUUUAGUGACACUUUAACUCUGGUAUCUAGGACUCAUAGGAACAAUAUAUAAGAAUUCUCAAGUUCCUUUUGGAGUAGGGCAUUCAUUCACUCAUUCAUUUGGUGUGAUUAAUAAAUUAACUAGAAUACAUCUAUAAGAUACUAUUAAAAAACACAUCUUUUGGAGAUGAACUCCUUAGUUGGCUUUAUAGAUCAUCUUGGCUAAAUUUACAGCUGUUAAUAAUGCUAGCUAUAAUUUUUUUUCUCUGAUUUCUGUACCCCUAGUCCCCCUUUCUGAGUUAAAAGAAAUUAAGCAUGCACAUUUAGCAACAGAGUACUGGUUAAAUUUUGGCAUACUCAUACAAUGGAAUAAUCUGCAGCUCAUUAAGAAUGGUGAUUUUUAAAGUAUACUAAUUGACAUAGAAUAAUGUAGAGAAAAGGGUUAUAGAACAGUAUAUUUGAGUUUUUUUAUUUUAAAAAAAGUGGAUAUAUGUACACAUAUACACAUGAAAAAAUUAGCUAAGCUAUUUCCCAUAGUUUCACAGUUCUCAUCUCUGGAUGGAGUUUGUAUAGGAGGUGUUUCUUUUAUUGUUCAUUUUAAUGUUAUUUCUCUCCGAUUAAACUAAGUCCAUUGAGGGCAGGGAGUGAGUCUUACUUACCUCUGUUGCCCAGCAUGUAGUAGACACAUAAAACAUUUAUUAAAUUGAAUUCUGGUGCACUGCUUAGUUUGAUAUAAAGGCCUGGUUGACUAUUAAGUUUAAUAUCAUUCAUCAGUCAUCUUUCAAAUAGUGGAAUUACACUCACAGUCAAUGAAACAAUAAAUGAUAGGGAUAAAUAAUUCAUAGCUUCCUGUUUUUUGAAGGGUUGCGAAGGAAAAGAGGUAGAAAUAUGCCAACAUUAAGUUUCAGGUACCAUUUUUCCUUAGGAUACAUAAAUACAGUAGUCUCUCUUUAUCCAUGAUUUCACUUUCCAUGGUUUCAAUUACCCGUGUUCAAACCCAGUCUGGAAGCAGGUGAUCUUCCUUCUGACAUGUUGUCAGAAGGUCAGUGGUAGCCUAAAGCUACAUCACAAUACCUAUACCAUUCACCUCACUUUAUCUCAUCACGUAGGCGUUUUAUCAUCUCAGGAUCGCAAAAAAAAGGGUGAGUACAGUACAAUAAGAUACUGUCAGAGAGAGGCCACAUUCAUAAAACUUUAUUAUGGUAUAUUGUUAUAA
Ailuropoda melanoleuca (giant panda) is the source of this 2660-nucleotide messenger RNA. Its product is annotated as band 4.1-like protein 5. Gene Ontology annotation, cellular component: cytoskeleton. The coding region runs from base 279 to 695 and encodes 138 amino acids. Gene Ontology annotation, biological process: actomyosin structure organization. NCBI's taxonomy places the organism in Eukaryota, Metazoa, Chordata, Mammalia, Carnivora, Ursidae. The record is from RefSeq and is a predicted model, not a curated record. The transcript is spliced from 3 exons.